Molecule: messenger RNA, 1119 nt
Organism: Apus apus (common swift)
Lineage: Eukaryota; Metazoa; Chordata; Aves; Apodiformes; Apodidae
Product: dual specificity protein kinase CLK1-like
Exons: 8
Coding region: 1-1119 (372 amino acids)
Biological process (GO): regulation of RNA splicing; protein phosphorylation
Cellular component (GO): nucleus
Molecular function (GO): protein tyrosine kinase activity; ATP binding
Source: RefSeq, a predicted model, not a curated record
AUGCGCUGGCAGGCUCGGCAGGAGAUUCUUGGGGCCUUCCCGGGAACCGGGGCGACCCCUCCCAGCAGCAGCAGCUGCGCCAAGCACGGCUCCAGUCCCGAAGCAGAUGACAAACGCAGGCUGGGCAAGCUCCUACUUGGGUCCGAUGAAGUCGUUGCUACUUUGGGAGAGGGGACUUUUGGACAGGUUGUGGAGUGCAUCGAUCACAAGGAGAAGGGCAGGCAUGUGGCUGUGAAAAUCAUCAAGGAGGCUGAUGGGAGCUCUGAGGAAGCCUUUGCAGAAGUCCGAGUGCUGCGCUACUUACGUGCCCUGGACCCCAGCAGCACACAGCACUGUGUCCAGAUGCUAGACUGGUUUGAACACCGUGGCCACGUCUGCAUCGUGCUGGAGCUGCUGGGGCUCAGCACCUUUGACUUCAUGAAGGAGAAUGGCUUCCUCCCCUUCAGGCUGGACCACAUCAGGCAGAUGGCCUAUCAGAUCUGCCAGCCUCCCCUUGUUUCCUUGCAGAAGUGUCAAGAGCGCAGACCCAAGCAUCCCGACAUCAGGGUUGGGGACUUUGGGAGCACCACACGUGACGAUGAACAUCACAGCACGGUGGUGACCACGAGACCGUUCCGAGCUCCCGAAGUCAUCCUAGCCCUGGGAUGGUCACAGCCCUGCGAUGUCUGGAGCAUAGGAUGUAUUCUCCUGGAGUACUACCUGGGAUCCCCAAUCUUUCCGGUCAAUGAAGACAAAGAACACCUGGCAAUGAUGGAGAGAAUCCUGGGGCCUUUGCCAAGUGACAUGAUAAAGCAAAGCAGGAAACGCGGAUAUUUCCAUCAGGACCGGGUGCACUUGGACGAGCGAAGCUCUGCUGGGAGAUACGUGUCCCGGUGGUGUAAGCCCCUGAAGGCAUUCAUGACCAACGACGGAGACGACCACGAGAACCUGUUUGAUCUGAUUGAGAAGAUGCUCCGUUACGACCCAGCAGAGCGAAUUACUCUGGGAGAAGCCCUGAAACACCCUUUCUUCCUGCCCCUGAGACGGGAGAAAAGGCUGCUGCCUUCUGGAGCUGGGGAGCCUGACCCAGGAGUCCUUCCCCCAAAGAAGCGGAGAAAGUAUCGGAUGUUUGUUGGAUAG